CUAAACUUUGAUCCGAGUAUAAUAAUAUGUAUAAUUUUUGUGUCUAUCAGCUGAUAACUCGGAAGCAAAUAUAAACUAAACAUUAGCUUAGAUCACACAGAAUUUAGUGAAAUUACUGACAGUAACGAGCGCGUUCCAUUUUCGCAGGUAUUCCUCGCAACCGGACUAAAAAUUCUAAAAAGUGGCGAAGUUCGAGGGUAAAUUUUUUUCCGCCGUCAACAAUUUUUUUUCCAGCUCGCCGCUGGUCAAUCAAAUCAAAGACUUGAUGACAAGGCAACCGCCUCCAUCCGAAGGCCAACUAAGGACCACCAUGUCUUGCCAAAACGUCCCCGCAGCUCCGGACGCCAGACCGAACGACAUCACCGUCGAGGGCCCCGACGGCGAGUCCCCUCCGAAGCCCGGGGACCGGCCCAGACAGAGCUUCUCCGUCAGGAACAUGCCCGUCUCCCGCAGCCAGAUGAAAGAAUUCCGCGAGGCUUUCAGGCUAUUCGACAAAGACGGCGACGGGAGCAUCACCAAAGAGGAACUCGGCAGGGUGAUGAGAUCGCUGGGGCAGUUUGCUCGCACCGAGGAGCUCCAGCAGAUGCUUCAAGAGGUCGAUAUUGAUGGUGAUGGUAACGUUAGUUUCGAAGAAUUCGUGGACAUCGCCUGGUCAGCGAGCUCCGGGUGCGAUCCCAACCACACGAUAUCCCUUGAAGAGGAGGAAAAGGAACUUAGAGACGCGUUUAGGGUGUUUGAUAAACAUAAUAGAGGGUACAUUUCGGCCUCGGAUCUCAGGGCGGUGCUGCAGUGUUUGGGGGAGGAUUUGUCGGAGGAAGAAAUUGAAGAUAUGAUUAAAGAGGUUGAUGUCGAUGGGGAUGGGCGGAUAGAUUUCUAUGAAUUCGUGAAUGCUUUGGGUGAGCCUGGAAACGAAGACAGCUAUGAUGAUGACGAUGACGAUUACUUGGCGUAUUAUUAAAUCGAUUUUGAUCAAUUAACUUUUAUUGUACCUGUGUUUUUCUGAUCAAAUGCGCCGCCUAACGUUAAAAAUACAAUGAAAGGAUUUACUAAUGUAACUAUUGCUGCUAAAUAAAUAUCGAUUCUUUACUCGAGAUGUCUAAUGUACUUAUACAUAAGUUGAAUGUCUUAAUGUGAAUAAAAGCAUAUAUUGCCCGCU
Phyllotreta striolata is the source of this 1156-nucleotide messenger RNA. Lineage: Eukaryota; Metazoa; Arthropoda; Insecta; Coleoptera; Chrysomelidae. The record is from the annotation of a GenBank genome assembly.